Molecule: messenger RNA, 1091 nt
Organism: Fusarium oxysporum Fo47
Lineage: Eukaryota; Fungi; Ascomycota; Sordariomycetes; Hypocreales; Nectriaceae
Product: ubiquitin-related domain-containing protein
Exons: 2
Coding region: 250-939 (229 amino acids)
Biological process (GO): protein ubiquitination; modification-dependent protein catabolic process
Cellular component (GO): cytoplasm; nucleus
Molecular function (GO): ubiquitin protein ligase binding; protein tag activity
Source: RefSeq, a predicted model, not a curated record
GCCGUUCGUCACUGGCAGGCGUAAUCCGGUCACUGCGCCCCCUCUCGCCUGCCCGCCCGCUUGAUUAUCAAACAAACCUUCCCCCUCAGUACUUAAACCUCUCCCACCUCUUUCUAACUUCAUCCUCUUCUCUUCCCAAAACAUCUCUCACCCAAGAUUUUACUUUCGCUCAAGACCAGCGAUAACAAAGACCUUCUUUCAUCCGAUUACCAUCUAUCCACAUCACUUCCGCGACAGAUCACCGCCAUCAUGCAGAUCUUCGUCAAGACCUUGACCGGCAAGACCAUCACCCUCGAGGUUGAGUCUUCCGACACUAUCGACAAUGUCAAGUCCAAGAUUCAGGACAAGGAGGGCAUUCCCCCUGACCAGCAACGCUUGAUUUUCGCCGGCAAGCAGCUUGAGGACGGCCGCACUCUCUCUGAUUACAACAUUCAGAAGGAGUCUACUCUUCACCUUGUUCUCCGCCUCCGUGGUGGUAUGCAAAUCUUCGUCAAGACCCUCACUGGCAAGACCAUCACUCUUGAGGUCGAGUCGUCCGAUACCAUCGACAAUGUUAAGUCAAAGAUUCAGGAUAAGGAGGGUAUCCCUCCUGACCAGCAGCGCCUGAUCUUUGCUGGAAAGCAACUCGAAGACGGCCGAACCCUUGCCGACUACAACAUUCAGAAGGAAUCUACCCUUCAUCUCGUCCUCCGCCUCCGUGGUGGUAUGCAAAUCUUCGUCAAGACCCUCACUGGAAAGACCAUCACCCUUGAGGUCGAGUCCAGUGACACUAUCGACAACGUGAAGAGCAAGAUUCAGGACAAGGAGGGUAUUCCCCCUGAUCAGCAGCGUCUUAUCUUCGCUGGUAAGCAGUUGGAAGAUGGUCGCACCUUGAGCGACUACAACAUCCAGAAGGAGUCAACUCUUCACCUCGUUCUCCGACUUCGCGGUGGCCAGUAAGCGAUUCCAACGAACGGUGAUGGAUUUUAUGACGGCGUUAGGGACUGGCAUUGAAUUCGAGAUCAGGCAACUUCUAGGCCUGUCAUGAUUAUUAUGUAGUUUUUGCCCUUGCGAAUAUUCUGCAAGGUGCUAAUAGACUCUAUUGAAGUCUA